Xyrauchen texanus (razorback sucker) is the source of this 5089-nucleotide messenger RNA. Its product is annotated as sushi, nidogen and EGF-like domain-containing protein 1. The coding region runs from base 590 to 4639 and encodes 1349 amino acids. The record is from RefSeq and is a predicted model, not a curated record. NCBI's taxonomy places the organism in Eukaryota, Metazoa, Chordata, Actinopteri, Cypriniformes, Catostomidae. The transcript has 31 exons. Gene Ontology annotation, biological process: Notch signaling pathway; cell-matrix adhesion. Gene Ontology annotation, molecular function: Notch binding; calcium ion binding.
UGCCCUGUCAGAGACUCUUUAUGCAGCUCUUUGAUUACCAUAGCUCCACCCACUUGCUUAUCCAGUUACUGGUCUCUCCUCAGCUAUUGGAUGAGAGUCCCUAAUCAUGCAAGGUAGUGAAUCCCUGGAGGGGUGGGGUUGGGUCUGAAAGAACUUCUUUGGCAGGCAGAAUAGAGGUUUUAUUGAGGAUAUUUCUAAACUAACCAUCAGGGACCAAGUCACUGGAUUGUAAAAAAAAAAAAAAAAGAGCCAAAUGACUCUGCUCACUCUCCUUCUUUCUCUCUCACUCUGUUCAUUUCUGUGAGCAGCAAGGAGCACGCCAGCUCUUGAGCACCCAGCAGCACACAGAAUGCAAGGAAUCUACCCCCUUAUCUUAGACCAAUGGCCCAAGUACCAGGGGUGAGAGAAGAUCUUUGAAGAAACAGAGGGAGAAAAUAGAAACAGAAAGACAAAAAGAGGGAGAAAGGGAGAACACAAGGGAGAGAAUCACUGAUUGUAUAUUUGGCACAGGGGUUUAGUGUUGUCUUUUUGUCCUCUCAGAGUAUUCAGUAUCCUAGUCCUCUCCUCUCCAUCCCGUGCAGACAAGGUCAUGGGGAGGCUGAGGAGACCGGUGCUCUCCCUGUGCAUACUUCUCAUUUUGUUUGGUGCCGUGGAGCCAGCUGUGCCUCUGGAGGACUUCUACCCAUUUGGCCAGGAUGAUGGUGACUCCCAGACCAUCAAGCAGGAUGAUGGAGGCUCAGGAUUGGUAGCGAUAUCGGUGGAUUUCCCUUUCUUUGGAGAACGGCACACGGGACUCUAUGUCAACAAUAAUGGCCUGGUGUCAUUCCUGAGGGAGGUGUCCCAGUUCACCCCUGUGGCAUUCCCAAUUGCUGGAGACCGAAGGGUGGUGGCUCCAUUCUGGGCAGAUGUAGACAAUCGAUUGGCAGGAAAAGUAUUUUAUAGGGAGAGCAAAGAUCCUGCUAUCCUGAGGAGAGCAACUGCAGACAUUAGCCAGUACUUCCCAGAGUUUCCUAUGUUUGUCACCACUUGGGUGCUAAUUGCUACCUGGUACCAAGUCACAUUUUUUGGUGGCAGUUCAAUCACUCCGGUGAAUUCAUUCCAAGUAGUGCUUAUUACAGAUGGUGAGCUCUCCUUCACCAUCUUUCAGUACCACAAUAUUACCUGGACAACAGGGAUGCAUGUUACCAGUGGUGGUGAUUUAGCAGGCCUGGGGGGCAUAGCUGCACAGGCAGGUUUUAAUGCUGGCGAUGGGAGGCGCUAUUUCAACAUUCCAGGCUCUCGAACAGACGAUAUUGUAGAGGUUGAGACCACAACGAAUGUGGGCUAUCCUGGCCGUUGGGUGUUUCGUAUUGAUGAUGCUCAGGUGCAAGUCGGCAGCUGCAAUGACUCAGCCUCUGUCUGCCCGAACUUGAGGCCUUGUCUUAAUGGUGGCCGCUGCAUUGACGACUGCAUCACUGGCAAUCCCUCUUUCACUUGCUCUUGUCUGGCUGGCUUCACUGGACGUAGGUGCCAUAUAGAGGUUGAUGAGUGCUCCUCAUAUCCUUGUCAGAAUGGGGGCACAUGUGUGGACAAUAUCAACUUCUUCAUAUGCCUGUGUCUCGUGGGAUUUACAGGGACAACAUGUGAGACAGACAUAGACGAGUGCCAAGAAACCCCAUGCCUCAAUGGAGCACGGUGCAUACAGGGUGUGGGCAAAUUCACCUGUGAAUGCCAGGCAGGUUACACAGGGCUCCUAUGCGAGUUAGACAUGAUUGAAUGUGCAUCCAUGCCAUGUUUGAAUGGAGGUGUGUGUGAAGACCUGGUGAAUAACUACACAUGCACCUGUACAGCAAACUUCACUGGAAUCCAUUGUGAAACAGAGUUGGUUGUCAUUGAAAAAUCCUCUACUACUGAUGCUGCAAAUCAGACAGAGGAGUGUCCCUGUCAGAACGGAGGUGUUUGUGCUGAUGUGAAUGGCACCUGCGAAUGUCCGACAGGCUUCACUGGACUCUACUGUCAGUUUGAGGUAACACAAACACCCUGUAUUAACGGCAGACCAUGUCCUGAUGGAGGCCCAUGUUUAGAGUAUGGUGGCACGUACCUCUGCACCUGCCAAACCAGUGCCGACUUUGACCACAAGGACUUCUACCCAUAUGUACAGCCCCGAUCAGCCUGCGAUUCCUCACCGUGUCAGAAUGGAGGGUAUUGCUAUGAGCGAGACGGAGGCUACAUCUGUGAGUGCAAGCAUGGUUUCAGAGGCAAGCAUUGUGAAAGAGUCAGAUUAAGUAUCUGUGCCUCUAGUCCCUGUCGUAAUGGAGGCUCUUGUAAAGAAGAAGCUGACACCUACCGGUGCGUGUGUCCCUACCGCUUUACAGGGAAACACUGCGAAGUGGGAAAGCCUGACCCUUGUGCUUCCAGUCCCUGUCUGAAUGGGGGAACUUGUUUCCACUACAUUGGUAAAUACAAAUGUGAGUGCUCCCCAUCCUUCAUAGGAAGACACUGCGAGAUCAACAGGGGAUCCAAUCCGGCUUUGGAAGAUUUGGACUGUGGCCCCCCUGUUAAACUCAAGCAUGCAGAAGUGCAAUAUUCCACCACUACCUCAGGCUCCACAGCUCUUUAUGCAUGCCACCCAGGCUACAAUCCCCUCCCCAGGGCCACCCAGAGCAUUUGCAGCAGCCAGGGGUCUUGGAGCCAGCCUCCUGUCUGUGAAGAGAUAAAUGAGUGUUUGUCUCAGCCAUGUAUGAAUGGGGGAACUUGUCGUGACAGGGUUGCCUCCUACCUGUGUGAGUGCGAGGAUGGUUUUACUGGCCAGCGCUGUCAGACAGAUAUUGAUGAAUGCCUUUCUGAGCCAUGUAAGCACAGAGGAACAUGUGAGGAUCAUCCUGGCUCUUACUUCUGCCACUGCCAGCUGGGCUAUGCUGGACAAGACUGUGAGAUAGAACAGGAUGGAUGCGAGCCAAAUCCCUGUUUGAAUGGAGGUGUGUGUCGUGGUUACAGGAGGAACCACCUGUGUGUGUGUAAAGAGGGAUAUGUUGGAGAGCGCUGCCAGACAUUGGAGAACCCUUGUGUACUGCACCCAUGUGGGAACCGAGGCAUCUGUUGGAGUGAUAGGAGGGGGAACUACAGCUGUGCCUGCAGGGUGGGCCACACAGGGAGAGACUGUGAGAGAGACCUGUUGCCUCCCUCUGGCCUGCGAGUGUUACGGGUAGAAGAAAAUGAAGUCGAAUUACGCUGGGAUCAGUCAGAUGCCACUCAGAAUUUGAUCAGCGGGUUUGCCGUUGCCUUUGCUCCCAUUGGUCGUGGACCAAAGAAGACAGACUUCCUGGAGAAGCAGCACUCUAAAUAUGUGCUACGGGGCUUGAACCCUGGACAGCUUUACAACAUCUCUACCUUUUCUAUCAAACACAACACCAAUAGCAAGGACAUAAGCCAGCCAGCUUUUGCUCUCAUCCGCACAAGGCCACGUAAGGUGGAAGAGCUGGCGGUAGUGAAUGUGUCAUCCUCUCAGGUAUGGCUGCAGUGGCUGGUGCAGGUUGGCCGUCAAGCUGCAGUCAGUCAGGUCCGAGUGUCCCUGUUGCCUGCAGAUGGGAGUGGACCUCGCACAGCCACACUCAAUAGCAGCAUCACAGAGUACAUGUUUAGCACAUUACUCCCAGGUCAGAUGUACACAGUAGACGUGGUUACACAAAGUGGAUUGCGUCCCGAAGACCUGCCAUCAACCAGCAAAUCUGCUGGCCCACUCCACUUCUGGACCAGGCCCCUCCCCCCUCAGAACCUUUCACUUGCCCAAAUCACCACCACUUCUGCACGGGUGACCUGGGACCGUCAUCCUCGGAGCCUUCCUGAUGGAUUUGUGGUCAAUGUUACUCGAGGCCUCAGCACCCGUAGCCGCUACCUGCCAGAUGGAAGUUUAGGGAUGUAUACCCUACAAGACCUUGUUCCAGGACAGCAUUAUCGGCUAGCACUGACUGCUGUACGCAAAACAGGCCAGGACCACAUUCUGAGUGUCCCUCAACACUUAGCUUUCACCACCCUAUCUCUUGUGAAGAACCAAAGUAGAGGUGACAGACCUCACAGAGAACGAGACUACCAAGUGUGGCCCACCUUGACGCAAAUUCAAGAUGGGGGCACAGCUGAUAACACAGAACUCGUAGAAGAGCCAGUAAGAUAUACAGAGCUUAUUGAUGGUAGGGGGAGGAUUACAGCCAGAUUUACCAACCGUCCACAUAAAACCAUCAGACAUCACAAAAAUCCUGAACCUCCAAUCAAAUUAGAAAAGAUAGAAGAAACCACCAAUAAGAUAAGUCUAGCUCUGGAAAUCGCUGAAGAAGUGACAAACAGUAAAUCUGAGUCAUCCAAAGACUGCAGAACUCAGCCCUGCCAAAAUGGUGGGACGUGUGUGCAGAUCAACGAAUCAUUGAGCUGCAACUGUACAACUGGUUUCAAGGGCAGACGUUGUGAGCUAUAUUGCCAGCGAGUGCCUCACCCAUGUACUCGCCUUUUCUCUGAGACAAAGAGUGUGCCAGUGUGGGAGGAAGGUGUCUGCCAUUAUUUGUACAAAAGAACAUAUAAAGUUCAGCAGGAUGUUUGUUUUAGAGAGAUCUGUGAGCCUUUGCUGCCUAAGAAAACUCUAAGCAGAAGAACUCGAAGACAACAAUGAUAGUGGAGGCUGAAUCAAUUAAGACUUUGGGGAGUAAUGGAUUCUUUCAGUCUUAAUUUAAAUGAGGAUGCAUUCCCAUCAAUAUUGACCCAUUUUUUCAUCACUGGUCAUCUUUCAUUGUCUACACUGUCCUAUGGACGUUUUUACAGCUCCAGUUCUUCCAUACAAUUUUGCAAAUUACCUGCAUCAGAUAGCAUACCUCAAAUGUAAAUAUUUUUGAUAUAUUGGCAUGUAGUGGCCAUCAAGUCCCUCAGGGUAUUUUUCAGAAUUUUGCACCCUUUUUUUGUCCUGUUCCAUCUACCAAACCUGCAAGUCCUCUUCAUUUAACCAUCUGAACUGAUUUAGGCCUUUUCCUCACAACAAGAGUAAACCAAAAUACUGGAAAAAUGCCACACCAUUGUUUCUGUUUGUGUAAAACAAAACUCUCAUCUUGCUACAAUGUAAAUAGUG